AUAUUAUUACUUUUGUUUUAGGACAGAAGCUGUUUGUAUCUACUUCAGUAAUUUUGCCGACAACCAAAGUCCAUUUGAGAUGUAUAGUCCCUCAGGAUCCAGUGCCUCAGUGUUUUUUCUCAGUGGGAACAUACACCCACCCUUCAUCAUCAUGCCAGCUGACCCUCACAGGAGAACAAAUGAAAGUCUGGGGACAUGUAAACCCACCUUCAGAGCUUCCAGUGGAAUGUUUCUACACUGUAAACCCGUCUGGUGUUAUUCUUCCCUCUGAUCUCUCUUCUCCUGUUUCAGUGUUUGUGCUGGAUCAUUUGCAGAAACCCAUGGUAAGCGUGGCCCAUGACCGAACUGACAUGCAGUUCGUCAUUGUUUGUGAAAUACCCAAGCAGUCCUGGAAUGUCACCGGAUGCCAGCUUUAUACUGGACAUGGGGAGAACUUUUACUUAACAGCUAAAAUACAGAGAGCAUCAUUCUGCCAUUUUUUCGUGGCCAAAAAUGAUUUAUUCAGACGUCUGCAGUCAGUGGGGAGCAGAGAGGUGAGCUGUGAUUAUACAGUGAACACAGAACCUUCAUCUUCAUCUCUCUCUCCACGCAGUGACCCACACACCAUUCAAGGUCAGUUUGCUCAAAAUAUUAUUAAUUUAUUAUUAAAUACAUACUAUAGACAUGACUCCUUAUGUCUGUCUGAUGUCUGUUUUAACACAUUCUGUUCUGUUGUUCUUGGCAGUUUUGUAAAACAAAAAAGCAAAAAUGUAAAAAUAGUGAAUCAGAGAUUAUCCUGCAUUUAUUGUGAAUUGAAAGUAUUUCUUGUAACAGGAUACCAGCCCCGGACCAAAAAUACUCCUUUAACAUCAUCAGAAGCAGGUUUAAGGUCUCAAUCUACUUCAGUUAACCUCAAAGCUGCCACAAGAGGUGAUGCACACACUGCCACAGUCUCUCCGGGUUCAACCCUUCACUUUACAUCAGAGACCACCAUGGAUGCUUCAGUCUCUCCGGGUUCAACCCUUUACCUUACUUCAAAGACCACCAUUGAUGCUUCAGAGUACACAGUGGAUGCUUCAGGUAAGUGAUACAUCCAUUAUCACACAAAGACACUAUAUGAUUAUCAUAUGUUAUUUAUUAGCACAGAAUAAACACAUACAUGAUCAGUUGUUAUGUCAUAUUCGAUGUACCAGAUUCUGCAAUGGCCAGAUUUCUAUUUACUGUAUGUAUGCUUGUAUGUAUAUUUAUGUGCUGUAUGUCAACUGCACUGAACAAUACUGUUGAUGAAAAAACAUUGGUCUGUUUUCAACUAAUUAUUUUCUCACAGCUCCAACACUAACCCCCUAUGCAGGUAAAGUCUCUAAGCAUGGUUUACCAGAUUCACACUUCUGUUUGUGUGACUGUCACAGCUAAAACUAAAUUUCACACAGGAAAAGUGGGUAACAGGACACAAUAAAUAACAAAGUUACUAUUACCAUAUAGUUUGUUGAUGAUUGUUAAUAGUGAAAAUGUAGCUUAUUGGUAUUACUAAAUAGUCUUCUUUUCAUUAUUUAACAUUUAUGUGUUUGCAUACGAACCAUUUCCUACUAUAAUAGCCCAGAGCAAC
This is a messenger RNA of Clupea harengus (Atlantic herring), 1585 nucleotides long. RefSeq lists its product as uncharacterized. The transcript has 6 exons. Lineage: Eukaryota; Metazoa; Chordata; Actinopteri; Clupeiformes; Clupeidae. The coding region runs from base 180 to 1067 and encodes 295 amino acids. The record is from RefSeq and is a predicted model, not a curated record.